Molecule: messenger RNA, 1151 nt
Organism: Hibiscus syriacus
Lineage: Eukaryota; Viridiplantae; Streptophyta; Magnoliopsida; Malvales; Malvaceae
Product: phytoene synthase 2, chloroplastic-like
Exons: 6
Coding region: 21-1010 (329 amino acids)
Biological process (GO): carotenoid biosynthetic process
Molecular function (GO): geranylgeranyl diphosphate synthase activity
Source: RefSeq, a predicted model, not a curated record
AAACUUGCUAGUAUUCCUCGAUGUGCAUAACAUUAUCCUUUACAUCUAAACCUGGCAUCGGAGCCCGCAAUGGAAGCGUACCGGUCCUGAAAUCCAUGCCCGCAACGGCAAGAUCACAAGUGAUCGCUGUUCCGAUAAUACCGGUAGCCUUCCCCGGAUCGACAAAGCAAUGCAUUUCCGAUAUGGAUUUAGGAGUUAAUGAAGUCGUCCGGAGGCAAUCGUGGCCUAAUUACUUAGCUUCCAAAGCCGGAAACUCCCGGAGAUCACGGUUCGAUCCUAUGUUCAUCAAUGAGGCUUAUGACAAGUGUAGGACGAUUUGCGCGGAGUAUGCCAAGACUUUCUACCUAGGCACCUUGUUGAUGACAAAGGAGCGGCAAAAGGCGAUAUGGGCAAUUUAUGUUUGGUGCAGGAGGACGGAUGAACUGGUCGAUGGACCAAAUGCAGACUACAUGAGUUCUACCGUACUUGAGAGGUGGGAAGAGAGACUGGAAGAUAUCUUCGAGGGCCGCCCCUACGACAUGCUAGAUGCUGCUCUAUCCGAUACCGUUUUCAGUUUUCCCUUAGACAUUAAGCCUUUCAGGGACAUGAUUGAGGGCAUGAGAAUGGAUACAAGAAAAUCACGCUACAAAAGUUUCCAAGAGCUUUACCUUUACUGCUACUACGUAGCCGGAACUGUGGGAUUAAUGAGUGUUCCGGUUAUGGGAAUCUCACCAGAAUCCUCUGUUUCGGCUCGUACCAUAUAUAAUGCAGCACUCAACUUAGGCAUUGGGAAUCAGUUGACCAACAUUCUUCGAGAUGUAGGGGAAGACGCUUCGAGGGGAAGAGUUUAUCUUCCUCGAGACGAGCUCGGACAGUUCGGGUUAUCCGACAAAGACGUGCUCUCCAGGAAGGUGACCGAUGCAUGGAGAGAUUUCAUGAAAGAGCAAUUCGUAAGGGCAAGGUUCUUUUUCAAUCUAGCCGAAGAGGGAGCUUCGCAGCUCGACAAGGACAGCCGAUGGCCGGUUUGGUAGUCGUUGAUAUUGUAUAGGAAGAUUUUGGAUGCGAUUGAGGAAAACGAUUACGAUAACUUGACGAAACGAGCCUAUGUUGGAAGGACUAAGAAACUGCUCUCGCUGCCCUUAGCGUACACUCGAGCUUUAUGGAAUCCUGGU